Molecule: messenger RNA, 1338 nt
Organism: Penicillium salamii
Lineage: Eukaryota; Fungi; Ascomycota; Eurotiomycetes; Eurotiales; Aspergillaceae
Source: the annotation of a GenBank genome assembly
AUGGCAGAAAAUGGAACUCCCCAUCCAAGCCAUGGUGAUUCAGUCCUGAAUGCAUCGGCUUUGCUUGUGGCAGGCUAUCUAAGAAACUCAACAACCCGUCAGUCUUUGGCCGCAAACCUUUUCGGUCCACCCUGCUGGAACUCUGAAGAUCCAGCCAUGAGUGUCAUCCUGUGUACAGCGGGGUAUGACCAUACCAUUCGCUUUUGGGAGGCGCUCUCUGGCAUUUGCUCGCGCACCAUCCAGCACCCCGAUUCUCAAGUCAAUCGGCUUUGUAUUACCCCAGAUAAGCGGUUCCUAGCAGCCGCAGGGCACAACAAUGUCAAGCUUUUCGAUAUCAAAUCAACCAAUCCCAACCCAGUGAUAACAUUUGAGGGUCACACCAACAACAUAACGGGCGUCGCAUUCCACUGUGAAGGCAAAUGGAUGGUUACCAGCUCCGAAGAUGGAACCGUAAAGGUCUGGGAUACUCGUACAGGGAGCUUGCAGCGCAACUAUGUGCACAAAGCGCCAGUCAAUGAUGUCGUCAUUCAUCCCAACCAGGGUGAGCUCAUUAGUGGUGACCAUGCCGGUAUGGUCCGUGUUUGGGACCUCGGUGAGAGCGUCUGUACCCACCAAUUGAUCCCCGAGGAGGAUACCGCAGUGCUCAGUGUUAGUGUGGCCAGCGACGGCUCUCUACUCUGCGCUGGUAACAAGAAGGGAAAUGUUUACUUAUGGCGCAUGGUCCAGACCGACGACACCACACGCAUUAUCCCCGUCUGCACAUUCCAAGCCCACAACAACUAUCUUACGCGUGUCCUGCUGUCUCCCGAUGUGAAACACCUUGCUACUUGCUCUGCGGACCACACUGCCAAGGUGUGGAACCUCGAUGCUGACUACGCGCCGGCAAAGGCUGCUCUCAAGCAAUGGAAAGAACAAGAGGUUUUGAACCCGCCAGUUGAGACACCAGCAGAGGAGCCAGUCACCCCUGCUGAGGUGCCUGCCAAGUCCAGUGACCUACUUCGUAUCUUCGGCACUCCUGCGCAAGAUCGUGAUCUUCUGCGCAUUACUGAUAACCCGCCCCGCCAGGAAACCCCACAGCAGACAUUCACUUCCUCCCCUGAUGGUCCUCCUAUGGACCCAGUAAGCCAUACCCUGUUCCUGGAAACGACGCUGGCCACCCACCAGCGCUGGGUCUGGGACUGCGCUUUUUCCGCCGACUCUGCCUACUUGGUGACUGUCUCUAGCGACCACUAUGCUCGCUUGUGGGAGCUUAGCUCUGGUAUUGUCAUUCGCCAGUACAGUGGUCAUCACCGUGGUGCCAUUUGCGUUGCUUUGAAUGAUUAUUCCGAACCUCGCUAG